This is a messenger RNA of Aspergillus saccharolyticus JOP 1030-1, 947 nucleotides long. RefSeq lists its product as uncharacterized. The record is from RefSeq and is a predicted model, not a curated record. NCBI's taxonomy places the organism in Eukaryota, Fungi, Ascomycota, Eurotiomycetes, Eurotiales, Aspergillaceae. The transcript has a single exon. Bases 205 to 762 code for a protein of 185 amino acids.
UCAUCAAACAAUCCAGUCUUUUGGUGUUUCCAGAUUCUAUCUUUCGCUUUCACAGCUUGAGGUUGAUCCUCUCACAUUCUCUUUUUUUUGUUAUCUGUUGAUCAGAACGACUGUCUCUCUUCGUUGCUUUUGCUACGUCUACUCACGAUCAACACCACAAUUCUGAACACAUCCAUUUGCACAACACCAGUUCAAUCCUUCAAAAUGGCUUUCACCAAGAUCGCUCUCACUGCCGCCUUUGCCCUUGCGGCCUCUGCCCUUCCCUCACCCAUGCAGUCGAGCACCACCAGCUCCGCCGCAGCAAGCGCCACCAGCUCCUCCUCCUCCAGUGGCGGCAGCGUCUCCAUCGUGAACAAUCUCAACGCCACCGUCUACCUCUGGUCCACUGCCUCCACCACCGGCUCCAGCAGCAUGCAGUCCCUGAGCUCUGGCGGCGGUAGCUACAGCGAGAGCUGGCAGACCACCUCCGACGGUAGCGGCAUUUCCAUCAAGCUGUCCACCACCCAGGACGAGAGCAGCGUGCUGCAGUUUGAGUACACCGACGACGGCAGCACCCUGUACUGGGACCUGUCCUCGAUCAACUUGGACAAGGACUCGGAGUUCAUCACCGCCGGUUUCUCCGCCACCCCGUCCGAUUCGAGCUGCACCACCGUCUCCUGCUCCGCUGGAGACUCGGAUUGCUCUGCCUCCUACCAGCAGCCCGAUGAUACCGACACCAACAGCUGUUCUUCUUCGUCGACCAUCACUCUCACUUUGGGUUGAACCCAGAACUUCUCAGACGGGGCCCCUGGAAUAGCGCCUUCGGUGCGCUUUGGGCCCCUGGUUCACGGGCUAGGUCCAGCCUCUGUAUAUGAGAUUGGCCCGCCGGGCAGGCCUUGCUGCACAUCACGUCCUUUUUAUCUUAUGAAUAGACUAUAGACUCCGAUGCGACGAAAUAUAUGAAAGAC